AUGGCCGAGACCACAUGUCCCGUGUUCAGGCCAACUGAGCAGGAAUUCAAGAGCUUCCGGCGAUAUAUAGAAGAUGUGGUCGAUCGCAUCGCAGGGAAGGCCGGGCUGUGCAAGAUUAUCCCCCCACCAGGGUGGGCGGCACGGCGACGAGACACGGCCGAGGAGAUGUGCAAGUCGGUGUAUAUCCCCGCACCAAUCCGACAGUGCGUAUCCAGCACCCGCAGCAAUGGCGUGUACAGCGUGGACGUGGUCGAAAACCCGCCCAUGACCCUUGCCGAGUUCAAGGAGUACGCGGACAAGCGCGCGCCGUUCCCGUCCUCCACGGCUUCGGCGGGCUGCCCCGGCUCCGCAGCGGUCGGGGUGAGGCGCGGACGCUCCGGCGGGGUUUCUUCUGCAGACCCCGCGGAAGGCGGGGGCGCUGACGGGGAAGGCGGGGGGGGCAGGGGGGGGGGUGGGGGCGGAUGCGGCUACGGCGGCGGCUACGGUUUCAGUUCUGGCGUCGGCAGCGCGGGAAGCGCAGGUACCCAGGCGGGCAGCUCACGGACAGAGGAGUCGGAGGUCGCGCGGAGGGUGAGGAUGUUCUGGCGCUCGCUGGGGCCCAACUCGGAAGCACCCGUGUACGGGGCGGACACGUUGGGGACGCUGUUUGCGGAGGACGACAACGACGCUUGGAACGUGGGCCGGCUGGACACUAUCCUGCAGCUGCUGAAGGCUAACUUGCCCGGAAUCACGACCCCGAUGCUCUACGCGGGAAUGUGGCGUAGCAUGUUCGCCUUCCACGUGGAAGACGUCAACCUCUACUCGAUUAACUACCUUCACAGGGGGGACCCCAAGUCCUGGUACGGCAUCCCCCCGGGUUCUAGACAGCGGUUUGAGUCGCUGGCCCAAGCCUUCUUUACUGAGGAAUUCCGCACUUGCAAGCACCACAUGCGGCACAAGACCACCAUGAUAUCCCCGCUCCAGAUUCAGAAGGCGGGCAUCGGCUACUGCACGGCAGUUCAGGCAAGGCGAAAGGAGGGAGGAAGUUGA
Molecule: messenger RNA, 1029 nt
Organism: Ectocarpus siliculosus
Lineage: Eukaryota; Phaeophyceae; Ectocarpales; Ectocarpaceae
Source: the annotation of a GenBank genome assembly